Molecule: messenger RNA, 3576 nt
Organism: Raphanus sativus (radish)
Lineage: Eukaryota; Viridiplantae; Streptophyta; Magnoliopsida; Brassicales; Brassicaceae
Product: pentatricopeptide repeat-containing protein At1g52620-like
Molecular function (GO): protein binding
Source: RefSeq, a predicted model, not a curated record
ACAAUUAAAACAAACAAAUCAAAUGUCUAAAACCCUUCUCUCUCGCAUCAAACCCCUCACCACUCCUCCUCUAUCUCACUCUCCCAUCACUCCCAAACUCAAAAAACAAGUAAACGACACCGUACACCUCCUCAAAACCAAUCCGAACUGGCCCAACCUCCUCGACGACGACGACGACCAACAACUCCUCCUCCACAUCUCCCCUCUCCUUUUCGAUCGAAUCCACGACGACGUCGAAACAGGGGUCAAGCUCUUCGAUUGGCUAUCGAAUCGGAGAAAAGACGAGCUCUUUUCAAACGGGCACGCUUGCUCCUCGUUCCUAAAGCUCUUAGCGAGACACAGAGUCUUCGACGAGAUCGAAGAUGUAUUGGGUAAUCUCAACGUCAAGGUUACUCACGAAGCGUUGAGCUACGUUCUUUACGCUUACGCUGAAUCAGGGCGUUUGGAGAGAGCUUUGGAGGUUUACGAGUACGUGAUUGAAUCGUAUGAUUAUGUGCCUGAUGUCAUCGCUUGCAACUCUCUGUUGAGUUUGUUAGUGAAAAGGAAGAGACUUGGAGAUGCACGGAAGGUGUAUGACGAAAUGCGUGAGAGAGCUGAUAACUACAGCACUUGUAUAUUGCUUAAAGGUAUGUGUGGGGAAGGGAAAGUGGAAGAAGGUAGGAAGCUGAUUGAGGAGAGAUGGGGGAAAGGUUGCGUUCCGAACAUUGUGUUUUACAAUACGAUCAUCGGUGGGUACUGCAAGAGGGGUGAGGUUGAGAAGGCGAGUUUGGUUUUCAAGGAGUUGAAGUCCAAGGGGUUUAUGCCGACGUUGGAGACUUUUGGGGCGAUGAUUAAUGGGUUCUGCAAGAAAGGGGAUUUCGCGGCGAGUGAUGGGCUUUUGAAGGAAGUGAGAGAAAGGGGUUUAGUGGUUAGUGUUUGGUUCUUGAAUAGUAUUAUGGAUGCUAAGUAUAUGCAUGGUUCCAAGGUUGAAGUAAGUGAGAGUAUGAGAUGGAUAGUGGCUAACGGUUGCAGGCCUGAUAUAGCAACGUAUAAUAUUUUGAUCAAUCGUUUAUGUAAAGAAGGUAGGAUGGAAGAUGCUGUUGGGGUUUUGGAUGAAGCAGCGAAGAAAGGGUUGGUUCUGAACAAUAGAACAUAUGGCCCUCUUAUACAAGGUUAUUGCAAUAUCAAAGAGUAUGAAAUUGCUUCUAAGCUGCUUCUGCAGAUGGCUGAGAGAGGUUGCAGACCAGAUAUAGUUACGUAUGGGAUUCUUAUCCAUGGUCUUGUUGCUUCAGGUCAUAUGGACGAUGCGGUUAUGAUGAAAGCUAAAAUGAUAGAUAGAGGAGUUUCACCGGACGCGGCCAUCUACAAUAUGUUGAUGAGCGGAUUGUGCAAGAGAGGUGGGUUUUUGUCUGCCAAACUCCUCUUCUUGGAGAUGCUAGACCGGAAUAUUUCGCCGGAUGCUUAUGUGUAUGCUACCCUCAUAGAUGGAUUCAUCAGAAGUGGUGACUUUGAGGAGGCAAAGAAGAUUUUCUCUCUCUCAAUUGAAAAGGGUGUGAAGGUUGAUGUCGUGCACCACAAUGCUAUGAUAAAGGGGUUUUGCAGAUCAGGAAUGUUGAACGAGGCAUUGAUGUGUAUGAAGAGGAUGGCUGAAGAUCUUGUACCUGAUGAGUUCACUUAUUCCACAAUCAUCGAUGGGUAUGUAAAGCAACAGGAUAUGACUACCGCCUUGAAGAUUUUUCGAGACAUGGGUAAGACCAAGUGUAAGCCAAACGUAGUGACUUACUCAUCCCUUGUUAAUGGAUUUUGCUGCCAAGGGGAUUUCGAAAAGGCUGAAGACUUCAAAGAGAUGCAAUCUUGUGGCCUUGUGCCUAAUGUUGUUACUUACACAACACUCAUAAGAAGUUUUGCUAAAGAUGCUAGUACCCUUGGGAAAGCAGUUUACUACUGGGAGCUAAUGCUGAGAAACAAGUGUGUGCCUAAUGAAGUUACCUUCAACUGUCUACUUGAGGGAUUUGUGAAGAAAAAAUCUGGACAAGUUGUUUCUGAACCAAUGGGGUCUCUGUUUUUUGAGUUUUUCUAUAAAUUGAAAUCAGAUGAGUGGUCGGAUCAUGCUGCUGCUUACAGUUCUGUCAUAGUUUCUCUCUCUGUACAUGGAAUGGUGAAGACUGCUUGCAGGUUUCAGGAUAGGAUGGUGAAGAAAGGCUUCUCUCCUGAUCCUGUUUCAUUUGCUGCUAUAUUACAUGGUUUUUGUGUGGUUGGGAACUCGAAGCAAUGGAAGAACUUUGUCCUUUGUAAUCUGGACAAAAAGGGUUUUGAAGUGGCUGCUAGGUAUUCACUUGUUUUAGAGCGACACUUUCCUCAAGCUGUGAUCUCUGAGGCUUCAAGUUUGUUACGUUUAAUGGCUAAAAAUACAGACACAGAAAAAGAAACUGAAGAGUUAUAGAAUCUGAUUUGCAGAGCCGGUCUUGGAUGCAAUUGAUGUGCUAUUGGUUUUGUUUCUUGAGCUGUUGUUUUUGUAUUUGCAAACAUGAGGGUUUCUCAAAGUCAAUAGUACAUGAACAAAGUGUUGUUGUUACAAACGUUGUGUCAACUCAAAGAAUGAAAGGAGAAAAGAAUCUGCAUUUUACAGCUCAAAUUCACAGAAGCAGUCUGGCAAAGCAAAACCUCUACCAAUUGCAAAAUCGUUUUUAUGAACUUCCCAAAGAGCAUUCUUCAGCUCAGCGCCUUCAAGACCCUGAGAAGUGAUUUCUGCAAACGCUUUUCUGUUCAGGAACAGAGUAUUAUGCAUCUGUUUAUAUGUUCGCAUAGCUGCAACUAUCUUAUCCAUGUUUCCGAAGUAAGUCGCCACAUACGCGUCACUGUUGAUGGAGACAUAAUAAUCCAAUGCAGCUUUUGUGUUUCCAUGCAUUCUGGUGAAAUCCUCUUGGUUAAGUAAAGCAGACUUUGUGUACACGUUUGUGUAAACAGAUGUGAACCCUUCCAUCUCCAUUAGACCGUCUCCAGCUGCUAAGUAAAUGUUUGUGUUCGUUGGGAUGUUCAGUGACUGAAGCAUCAAAACCGUCUCGUUAGGAGUCAGAGGGCAUUUGCCUCGCUUCCUCCAAAUCUGAGCUAGCUCUCCUGUCCAUGGCUUCCUGUCAACACGAGCGGCUUCGAUGGCGGCGACGGAUGAACGAGAGAGGCUUGUGUAUUCGCAUUGGCUGUAGGCUACCAUGUCUGGUUCAAAUCUGAGGUGAAGCGACAAGAAAGGUUUGGGAAUAGCGUCCAAAAGCCCGGUGGCUUUCUUCUCCAAGGAGCUAGUAAGGCGUAGUGCUGAGUAACAAGCUUGACACAGAGUGGCUUUUGCAUACUGGGGAUACCUGAAAACGACAUUAGUGUAAGAAACUUGAAAAAAUGUUUAAGAGAGAAAGGCUAGUUAGAAAGUGUUACCUGUCUCUGCGUUGGCUCAUUGCUGGUGUAAAAGAGAUGUAAUGAUGUUCCAAUAACGAUGGAAGAACGCUCUCAAUGUAAUCAAAUUGACCUUUCCUUUUGCUACAAUCUACUCUGAACGGUUCUACCGAUGCAAUAUCUUUUGGUAGCUCUUUUACGACAUUGAUAAAA